Helianthus annuus (common sunflower) is the source of this 648-nucleotide messenger RNA. RefSeq lists its product as uncharacterized. The transcript is spliced from 2 exons. Lineage: Eukaryota; Viridiplantae; Streptophyta; Magnoliopsida; Asterales; Asteraceae. The record is from RefSeq and is a predicted model, not a curated record. Bases 1 to 648 code for a protein of 215 amino acids.
AUGGUCCGAACUCACUUAAAAGCAGCUCAAGACCGACAAAAGUCGUACGCUGAUAAACGGAGAAGACCAAUUGAAUUUCAAGUCGGUAACAAAGUCAUGCCCAAGGUGUCCCCAUGGAAGGGAGUUAUCCGGUUCAGAAAGAAAGGGAAAUUGAGCCCAAGAUUUAUCGGACCAUUUACGGUUAUCGAACGGGUAGGAAAAGUAGCUUAUCGUCUUGAUCUAGCGGAGGAACUAAGCAGAAUUCAUAGCACAUUUCAUGUGUCACAUCUUCGAAAAUGUCUAGCGGAUGAGACAACUUAUAUCCACUACGAUGAUAUCGAGGUGGAUGACAGAUUAAACUAUGUGGUAAAACCUGUUGCGAUUCUGGAUCGUAAGGUGAAAACCUUAAGGAAUAAAGAGAUCAAUCAAGUAAAGGUCAAAUGGGAACACAAGAAGGGUGCAGAUACCACAUGGGAAUCCGAAGAGGAAAUGCAACGGCUUUACCCUACUCUAUUUGAUACAAAUGAAUUGGAGGAAGAAGAAGAAAGGAGUGAAGGAGAGGGUGAAUUAGGGUUUGAAAAGCUCACAAGAGCUCAGAGAAAAAGGCUUCGAAAGAAUAAGCUAAAUGAAGGUGCUUCUAAAGGAAACAGAUUAUUAGACCGCAGUUGA